This is a messenger RNA of Bactrocera dorsalis (oriental fruit fly), 1682 nucleotides long. RefSeq lists its product as uncharacterized. The record is from RefSeq and is a predicted model, not a curated record. NCBI's taxonomy places the organism in Eukaryota, Metazoa, Arthropoda, Insecta, Diptera, Tephritidae. The transcript has 2 exons. Bases 1 to 1323 code for a protein of 440 amino acids. Gene Ontology annotation, molecular function: nucleic acid binding.
AUGAAGGAAGCCAAAAAUAUAUAUCUAAAGCAAGUCACUUUACCCCCAGCUAACCCCAUAAUCUCCUACGCCACUGUGCUUUCGUCUCCAGCAAACGAACGUGCUAAUACUACUGCACCAAGUACCGGUUCCCCACAAACGGUAAUUAAUGAGAACAAGGAGAAUUCUAGCACCAAUUCAUCAACUAUCAUUCAUAAAUCACCUUCAAAUCCAAAAGUCUCCAGCGACCAAACACAAAUUCUCUCAAGCAAUAGUCUUACUAAUCAACAGCCCAAUAAUCAAAAUAACUCUCUUCAAAAUUCUACUCAAAUCACAGCUAACUACCAAAAAACUCUCCACUCUGAUCUCAGCCCAACUAAACAGAAAUCAGCUAACCAACAAUCAAAGCGAAUGCUCUCUAAUAAGCAAACCACUCUCCACUCAAAUAAUAGCUCAGAUGAUGAAUGCUAUAACCAUGCUAGUACUUCUCUCGGAGAUACCACCGUAAACUUAAAUAGUGCAGCGUCACUCAAUAAAGCACAAAAAUACUCAACUAGUCAUACUAUGAAUAACAACUUUACCACUGAUGACAUAGUCUCUGAAAACCUUGAUGUUUUAAGAAAUGGUAUCCUGCCUAAUCAUUGCUCCAUCUACACCAGUGAAAUCUUUGCUAUCUAUCAAGCCGCCUUAAUUGCAUCGAAAACCAAGGGUAAUUUCUGCAUUUGUACUGACAGUCGGUCUGCCAUUGAUGCCUUCUGGAAAUUCAAAAAGGACAGCGUUCUAGUAACCCACACCAGGGAUUUGCUAAUUAAACACAAAAACAAAAUUAAAUUGAUGUGGAUUCCUGGUCAUGGUGGCAUCCAAGGCAAUGAACUAGCUGACUCUGUUGCGAAGAGUCUUCAUAAUAACCCAGUUAUCUGUUUUGACACUUUUGAAAAGUCCGAUUUGUCGAGACAUGUACGGCAGUAUAUUAACAAUAAAUCCUUACUAAAGUGGAAAGAAUAUGUUCACCAUUAUGCAGAUAUUAAUCCAACAAAAAUUAGGCCUACUUUUCCUUCCGAUGCUAAACAGUCAGACAUUCUCGUUUUCACAAGACUUCGUUUGGGCCACACGCAGAUCACUCACGGACAUCUUCUUAGUCAUGGAGUAUCAUUAUGCAACGUUUGCGGGGCAAUGAGCACAUCUGUGAAGCAUAUCUUGGACAUCUGCCCUCGUUUUUCUAUUCAAAGGCAACGGAUUUUUGGCUUGACUGUUCCAUCACAACUUCUUUCCGACACUGCAGCACUUAACAUAAGCAAGAUAUCUAGUUUUAUAGCCUCAUGCAACCUAUCUCAUUUAAUUUAGUUAACCUUAACUAUAUAAUUUUUGUAAUCCAUAAUCGAAAUGUAAAUUAGUAUUUCUUUUGUAAAACCAGCUGAUGGCCUCGAGCUAGUGCUGUUUUUUUUUUUUCUCUUGUUAAACUUCUCGUCUGCCUGUGAUGAGUAUUUACCGUCUGUAUUAGUCUACUUCUCUGGUUUAUGUCCGCUUCCAACAACUUUUUCAUAUGUGUUUGAGGAAAGUGUUCUGUAGCGUUAAUUGUCUCGUCUCUUAGAAAUUCGUAUAGUGUCAGGUUAGUAACGUGUUUGAUGUGUUCGAAGUUCUCCCAAAUUACAAGUUCCCCUUUAACAACCGGAAUGUACUUUGCCUUGGAGUAGUCUAUUAUC